CUAUUAGCUGGCCACUCGUUCUUAUUCUCUUUUUCACUAUUCUAAUUAUUAUUUCCUUUUUUCCAUGGGGUUUCUGAAACUGGAAGCUCGAACAGAGAAUCGAGAUGGUAUUCUGAGAUUGUACCUCUUUCCUCGCUUGUAAUCUCAUUUUCAAACUGAUUUUCUCGGGAAAAUUAUCCCAUUUUCCCGAGAAAACCGCGGUUAAUGCGAGGGGAGAUCCAAAGUCAAUUCAGAUUCUUCCAACCGCGUGGAUUUUGCUUCUGGUAAUGGUCGUACCGUUCUGGGCUCGAAGAGGAGGAGCAGUGGAUUAGGUUUUGAACCCAAAUUUGGGAAAUUUUGUUUCGGUUUCCCGGGAAAAAGAGAGGAGGAGAAGGGAAAAAGGAACAGUUUUUCUUUCGGUUUCUGGAUCAAAGAAGGUCUUUUGAUCUUUCCGUGGACACGUGCGAAAUGGGUCGGACUCGUGUUUGAUGUCCAAGUCCCAGAUUUUUUGUUAAAGGAGAGAGAGAGAGAGAGAGAGAGAGAGAUUAUUCGAUCAUCAACACUCUGUUCUCCAAUUGGCUAUGUCUGGUUUCUGAUACAGAUCUCUCUCCCCCAGAAGAUCUACAGAUCCACCGUGUUUUUUUUUUUUUUGCUUUUAAGAAGAUGCUCAAGACGAGGAAUAAACCCACGACGCUUCCUCCGGCGACUGCCACGGGCGGAGGCGGAGGAGAAACCGCCGGACACGGCUGGGAAAUGAGACCGGGAGGGAUGCUGGUGCAGAAACGAAACCCGGAUCCCGACCGGGCCGGAGCUCCGCCGCCGCCGCCGCCGAUCAGAGUACGGAUCAAGUACAAUUCGGUGUACCAUGAGAUCAAUAUCAGUCCCCAAGCUACAUUUGGGGAACUGAAGAAGAUGUUGAGUGGGCCGACGGGUUUGCACCAUCAAGAUCAGAAGAUAAUGUACAAAGACAAGGAGAGGGAUUCGAAGGCGUUUCUUGACAUCGUAGGGGUUAAGGACAAGUCCAAGAUGGUGCUUGUUGAGGAUCCCAUCAGUCAGGAGAAGAGAUUGUUGGAGAUGAGGAAGAAUGCGAAAACCGAGAAGGCUUCCAAAGCCAUAGCCGAUAUCAGCUUCGAAGUGGAUCGGCUCGGUGGACGGGUUUCGGCUUUGGAGACGGUGAUCAACAAAGGAGGGAGGGUUUUGGAGAAAGACUUGGUGAAACUGAUCGAACUUCUGAUGAACGAGCUGCUCAAGUUGGACGGGAUCUUGGCCGAUGGAGAUGCAAAGCUGCAGAGAAAGAUGCAGGUGAGGAGAGUGCAGAAAUACGUCGAGACUCUUGACGUGUUGAAGAUCAAGAACUCGAUUAACGGAAAUGGAGGCCAAACCCGGGCGAAAGCCGAGAAGCAAAGACGGUCCAGCGGCCAUAAAUUGGAGCCGAUCCAAGAACUCUCCAACGAAAACCCGAGACAGGAAACUGGCGUUCAAGAACGGGUAGAGUCGCUCAUCGACCUGCCGGUUCACCAAUACAAGAACCAUAAUCAUAAACAGGAGAUUCAAGAACAAGAUUCGUAUCAGCAGCAGCAGAAGCCGAAGGGUUCGGGUUCUGGACCGUUUUCGGUCUCCACGAACUGGGAGACGUUCGAGACAUCAUCCGCACCCGCAUUGGCGUCGGCUGCUGCUACUACCGACGAUCAUCCGAGGAUACAGCCUAGGUUCAACUGGGAAUUCUUUGACUGAAAACGUUUUUCCUUUCCUUUUGGUUCAUUGCUUAUUUCUCGUGUUUAUGUGCUCAUGCGUGUCAUCGUCAUUCUUUGGAUGUACUUAGAUUCUUGAUGGCGUCGAUCCCCGUCCUUUAUGAUGUUUUGGGUUCUGGCGGUCGAAGGGAAAUAAACAGAAGAGACGCCAUGAUAGUGAUUUUAUAGAAAUGGUGAUUCAUGGGUUUGAUUAAGGAGCUGAAACCUUCUCCAUAUGUAUAAUAUAUAUAUAUAUGUAUAUAUGAGUGCCCAAUUUAAGUGGA
This is a messenger RNA of Tarenaya hassleriana, 1993 nucleotides long. RefSeq names its product BAG family molecular chaperone regulator 1-like. Gene Ontology annotation, cellular component: cytoplasm. Gene Ontology annotation, molecular function: adenyl-nucleotide exchange factor activity; protein-folding chaperone binding. Bases 643 to 1713 code for a protein of 356 amino acids. Lineage: Eukaryota; Viridiplantae; Streptophyta; Magnoliopsida; Brassicales; Cleomaceae. The transcript has 4 exons. The record is from RefSeq and is a predicted model, not a curated record. Gene Ontology annotation, biological process: protein stabilization.